AUGGAAACAGUAGCGGUUGCAGCAGUUGCUACAGCAGGCAUCAAACUUCUUGUUAAAAAGGCGGCGGACGGUUUGAUGAAACAGUACUCUAUGGUGUUUCAAAAUCUCAAGGGAGAUCUCAAAAAGCUUCAGAAGACUCUAGAGAUGAUUGAAGGCUACCUGAGAGACCUUGAUAACAAGUCCAUCACCCAAAAUGCUGUCAAGGUCUGGUUGAGGGAGCUUGAGAAUAUGGCUUUCGAUGCUGAUAACGUCUUGGAUAAACUUAACUAUCAUCUUCUCCAUGAAAAAACCAACAAAAUGAUCAAUGCGAUAUCAUUCUCAUUCUUCCGUAAGCGUAAAAUGGCUCUUUCCAUAAAAAAAAUCAAUUCGGAUUUUAAGUUUAUGAGUGAAAAGGCAGCAGCUUUUGGCAUUCAAUACAUGGUUGCUAAUGCACUUCCUGCUGCUAAUGAUACUUCUCUUGAGACGGAUUCCGUCAGUCAUGUUCCAGUCUUUAUUGGAAGAGAUAAUGAUGUCCCUGAACUAGUUAACAUGCUCACCCAAACCCACCCAGAAGAAGAGAAACAGAAGUUCUCCAUCGUUGCUCUUGUGGGAAUGGGGGGUAUGGGGAAAACUACAUUGACUAAGAAAGUCUUCAAUCAUGAAAGGGUGAAGUCUCGAUUCAGAUCACUUCUUUGGGUUCAUGUUUCUCAAAAGUUUUGA
Messenger RNA from Salvia hispanica, 699 nucleotides. NCBI's taxonomy places the organism in Eukaryota, Viridiplantae, Streptophyta, Magnoliopsida, Lamiales, Lamiaceae. The record is from RefSeq and is a predicted model, not a curated record.